This is a messenger RNA of Geodia barretti, 1896 nucleotides long. Lineage: Eukaryota; Metazoa; Porifera; Demospongiae; Tetractinellida; Geodiidae. The record is from the annotation of a GenBank genome assembly.
UGCAGCUGAGCCACUCAGCUGCAGUUUGCAGAAAGUUUGAUCUCAUCUGCGAAAUGGCGACUUCAGCUAUGGCUGGAGUUUCUUGUCUCCAGGUGGGACCACGCCAAGGCGUGUAUUGCAGGUAUAGCCUAGCUAUUCGAGUCAACGGAAUCAUGCAAUCCUCUCUUUACCUGUCUUGCAGACCUUCUGUGGUUCUGACUGCGAUGCCAGGCGGCGGCUACCAGCAGCAGUACAUGUCAACGGGAGGUGGACGGCUCAAGUGGAGACUGUCACAGUUCAAGAGUCCAGAGCACAACUACAGACUCAGAGCCAGGGCCGAUAUGGAGGAAAAUCCUCCAGAGAACAUCCCUCAAAUUGCUGGUCGGAUCAUUGAGAGGCCUUCAUCUGCAGCUAGCCAGCAGAGAGCAACACCAAAACUGCCUCCCAAGAUUACCAAGUCUCACAGCAGCUUCAACCUCCACCACGCCACACCCUAUAGUGGUCCCCUGGGUCCCAGGAUACAACCACAACAGCAGGCAACUGCCGGACCUGGAAAGUUUCUACGAACCAGCAGCGGACCGAUCAUUUAUGAGAGACACAGAAAGUCAAGUACAGCCCCAGUGUUCUCAAUACAGGCAUGUUCAGUUACUAUCCAGUCCAGACCACUUGCCAGGUCUCUGACAGCACCACCCAAGAAGAUUGCACCGCCGGAUGAGCCGUUCCCAUACCCAGACCCCGUCCUAGUGGGUGGUGACCAUACAUUUAACAUCAGACUGGCUGAGAUGGCUGGACUCCAGAGGGAGACGGCCAAGCUUGAAGAGUGCCGAAUAAGAAUAGCCAGACGUAAUGCUGCGGCCAAUACAACCGGUGCUAAUGCCAGUACUCAAAACAGUACUGCUUCUUCUAGCCUCCAGCCAAACAACCCUCACCAGCCUGGUGUUAGGUCGUCAAAUGGUGGAGCCAACUCUGCUGCCCAGUCUGUCAGACCAUCUAGUGGAGUCACCAGAGUGUCAAGUAGAACUGGACUGAGUCGUAAGACCAGUCUCCCAGCUGGAUAUACUGCCACUGCUGUCCAACCACCGCCACAAUUGCCGCCCCCAUCUUCACUACCAGAUUUAUCACAGACAACUAAAGAUUGUCCUCCUGUCGUGAAAAGAACUUCGUCACCUCUCUCUAGCAUCUCUGAAUGCAAGAGAUCAUCAAACUCUGAUGCAUCUGCUAAUCCGUGCCCUUCUCUUACAGACCCGAGGAAUAAAACCCCUGCUAAAUGUCAGCUGACACUACCGGUCAAAAAACAGACAAUUCAUUUAGAGAAAAGGACACAGUACAGAAGGAAACAGUGGAGAAUAGAGGGGCUAUCGAAGGCAAUGUCAAUGAGGGUAUAGAAGAGGUAGGUGCUGUUGAGAUAAAGGAGGUGGUUCCUAGCAGUCAUCACCGUGACCUUGUGGGGGCCAUAUUCUCCCAAACACCCAAACUGACACAGAGUCCCAAUGUUGAGUCCUGUACACAGCCUACUUGUGGUGCAGGAGUCAGUGGUGUGGGUGAUAGCAAUUCUAAACCAAGUAAAGUUGAACCAAGUACCACUGGCAGAUCCACUCAUACCAGACCAUCUUCCGCUGGACCCAACACCCCCAAAUCAAAGAACACUACACAACACACUCCAAGUCCCACCAAGCCACUACAAGAGACAUUGUCUCCCAGUCCCAGUACACCAGUCAGUCCAACCAGUAAAACCUCACCCCCUUCCUCGGCCUCUUCUUCUAGCAUCACAUCUGAACACUCGCCCCGCCCAGCCUCUGGCAGUUCCGGCAAGAAACCUCACAAGUCAUCCAGGAAUAGAAAAAGCCACAAGAAAUCACAUGGAAGACACAAAAACACUUGAAAAAGUAAUCGUCGUAUUCUAGGUUUGGGUGUUAU